AUGUGCAGCCAGCCAUCAACCAUAUCUAUGCAUCAACCAAGCAUAAUUAUAGUAUCUAUGAACCAAGCACUUCAAAGACAUUGCAAAUUGGGAACUUCUGUGAUGGAGCUGGAAAAGAUUGGUACUACGUACUCAUGGGACUUUGUGGACCCUCCUUCGAGCGACUGCUUCUGCCCAACGUGUGGGGACAUCUUGCAAGAGCCAAUGCUGACCAACUGCUGUGGAAAACACUUCUGCAAGAGCUGUAUAGAGCCAUUGUUCCAAACUAAACAACCAUGCCCAAACAAAGAGUGCCUUGAGACUGACUAUCUGUGCAUUGUGGACAAACCAAAGUGGAAGAAAAUCAUGGAGCUGGAUGUGAUCUGUCCCCUCAAAGGCAGGGGGUGCAAUUGGAAGGGGGAGGUUGGGACACGAGACAAACAUUUGGACCCCCAGGAGGGUAACUGCGAGUAUAUCGAUGUCGAGUGCACCAAUGGGUGUGGUGAAGAGAUGGAGCUGUACGAGUUAGCCGAGCACCUGGAGCGUUUCUGUCACAAGCGUCCGUACACAUGUGAACACUGUGGGUUCGAGAAUGUGUUUGAGGUGGUUACAAAAGACCACGUGCACGAGUGCCCAGCCUUCCCUAUCGAAUGCCCUUGCAAUUCUGAUAACAUUACGAGAUCUAGCUAUCCUGAACAUUUGCUAGCCUGUCCUGAGCAAGUGGUGGAGUGUGAGUUCAGCUACGCUGGUUGUCUGAAGAGAGUUUUGAGGAAGAAAAUGGCACAGCAUCAACAGGACGAUGUGUACACACACCUCAGCUUGCAGACUGCCUUUGCUUCCAAGCAACUCACAGAGAAAGACAAGCAACUAAGAGAGGUGUCUGAGUAUUGGGAGACAAAGUUUAACGAAAUGUCAAUGACGAUGAGCAAACUUCAAAAGCAUGUUGAGGAACAAUCAAAAUGGAUGAAGCGUGAACUGCAAAGGAAAGAAGUUUUGAUUUCUGAACUAAGACGAAUUCACAAACUGGAAGUUUUUUGCGAUAUUUCAAGUCAUCGAAAGUUAGAACUCAAACGAGGAGACAUUGCCAUGGAGAAUGCUGAUAUUAUCGUUAAUGCAGGAGCAGAACAUUUUGACUAUGUAAUGGGUGUUUCUAAGGCUCUCAAUGAAGCUAGUGAUGGACUUCUUAAGCAGUACACCACUCAGUACUUAGAAGAGCAUCCAGGUGAAAACGUGUGUGCAGCUCCUUUUCUAACAGAAGCAGGAGGUGCUCUGGACUGCAAGAAGGUUUUACAUGCUUUUGGUCCUGGUUGGAUUCGUGAUUCAGAUUCAGGAGCACAGUCGGUGUUAUGUCAAUGCAUUAAAGAGGUGUUAGAGUGUGCUGAGAAGGAAGAGGCUACAUCAAUUGCAAUUCCGGCUAUUAGUGCUGGUGGACUAAGAGGAAACAAAAAAGUUGUUGCAAAAUGUAUUUUCAACUCAAUUAUGCAGCACAAGUAUACCAAAUCUUUUCCUGUUCUGGCGGAUAUUCGAAUUGUGAUACUUGAUAAACCGACUUUCAAUGCAUUUGCUGAACAUUUUAAAGUAUGAUAAUUAUAAUGCACAAAUUCUUGCUAAAAAUUCUGUCAAGAAUUGAAUGAAAUUAUCGUUAUUACACAA
Halichondria panicea is the source of this 1632-nucleotide messenger RNA. Its product is annotated as TNF receptor-associated factor 5-like. The record is from RefSeq and is a predicted model, not a curated record. Gene Ontology annotation, molecular function: zinc ion binding. The transcript has a single exon. The coding region runs from base 1 to 1563 and encodes 520 amino acids. NCBI's taxonomy places the organism in Eukaryota, Metazoa, Porifera, Demospongiae, Suberitida, Halichondriidae.